Styela clava is the source of this 381-nucleotide messenger RNA. Lineage: Eukaryota; Metazoa; Chordata; Ascidiacea; Stolidobranchia; Styelidae. The record is from RefSeq and is a predicted model, not a curated record.
AUGAUAGAUGAAGGAAUGACAUGCAAAGUGAACAUGGGUGAUGCAGGAUUUUCAUUCCAACCUCCAGGAAAACUAUACAAUCCCGCUUGGAUGGCACCAGAGGCUCUUCAAAAGAAAUCAAAUGAAAUUAAUCGUAAAUCAGCAGAUAUGUGGAGUUUUAGCAUUCUGCUUUGGGAAAUGGCUACGAGGGAAGUACCAUUUUCUGAUUUGGCAAAUAUGGAGUGUGGCAUGAGGAUUGCACUUGAGGGAAUGAGAGUAUCUAUACCACCUGGGGUUUCACCACACCUAAUGAAAUUAAUGAGGAUUUGUAUGAAUGAAGACCCUGCGAAGCGGCCCAAAUUUGACAUGAUUUUACCCAUCUUGCAGAAAAUGGUCGUUUGA